Messenger RNA from Raphanus sativus (radish), 1617 nucleotides. RefSeq lists its product as uncharacterized. Lineage: Eukaryota; Viridiplantae; Streptophyta; Magnoliopsida; Brassicales; Brassicaceae. The record is from RefSeq and is a predicted model, not a curated record. The transcript has 3 exons. The coding region runs from base 1 to 1617 and encodes 538 amino acids.
AUGGCUUUGCGGUGUAAUCUCUCUGACAUGGGUUAUCAAGGGCCGAAGUAUACUUGGUGCAAUAAGAGAGAGGAGGGUAUAAUUUGCAAGAAGCUGGAUAGAGUUCUCUGGAAUGAUUCAGCAAUGCAGAAACUUCAUGGAGCUUAUUCUGUUUUUGAGGCUGGUGGUUUCUCAGACCAUCUACGAUGUAAGAUUCAGUUCCUACCUCAAAAAGAGAAAAUUAGAAGACCGUUUAAAUAUGUCAAUACUCUGGGGAAAUUGGAAGCUUUUCUGCCUAUGGUAAAGGAAUAUUGGGAGACUUCUCCUAGUCUAUUCCAUUCUACGUCUGCUAUGUUUCGGUUUGCAAAGAAACUUAAGAAUCUGAAGCCUAGCAUUCGUGAGUUGGGACGUGAGAAGUUGGGAAAUCUUACAAGGAAAGCAAAGGAAGCGCAUGAGUUACUGUGUGAGAAGCAGAAGAGAGCAAAGCUGCAUUGGCUUGAGGUAGGGGAUCACAAUAACAAGACAUUUCACAAUGCAAUAAAGACUACGCAAGCUCAGAAUACUAUCAGAGAGAUAAGGUGCGUAAACGGCAGUAAGGCUACAAAGCAAGAUGAUAUCAAAGUGGAAGCGGUUCAGUGUUUCUCUGAAUUCCUAAAUAGAUCUCCAGAGGAUUAUUGUGGAGCUUCUACUGAUGAAUUGAAGGAGCUGCUAAAAUUUAGAUGUACAGAAGAUGAUUGUCGAGUAUUGGAGGCUGAUGUCACAGCAGAAAAGAUCCGAGAUGUGAUAUUUGCCAUGCCAUCCAACAAAUCACCUGGUCCAGACGGGUUCCCAAGCGAAUUUUUUAAAACUGCGUGGUCUAUCUUAUGCCCUGACUUCAGGGUAGUAGUUCAAUCAGUCUUCAGGUACGGGUUUCUACCUAAGGGGAUAAACUCUACUAUCUUAGCUCUAGUCCCUAAAAACAUGGAUUCACUUGAGAUGAGAGACUUCAGACCUAUAGCUUGUUGCAAUUUAUUAUAUAAGGUGGUGUCAAAAAUCAUUGCUAACAGGCUUAGGAUGAUUCUACCGCGUCUGGUUUCUGAGAACCAAUCUGCCUUCAUAAAGGGUAGGCUGUUGCUCACUUUCGCCAUACUUGUUUGUCCUGUGCAUGAAUGUACAAAAGCCUCUGUUGAAGGAGUUUUAUCUGUAUUUGAAAGCUUCACGAGUUGGUCUGGAUUGAGUAUUAGUAUUGAGAAGUCAACGGUUUACAUGGCCGGGGUUGAAGCUGAGGAGAAAGGUAGAAUCUUGAUGAAUUUUCCAUUUGCGGAGGGAGUUCUGCCUGUUAGAUACUUAGGUCUUCCCCUCAUGACUCAAGCAAUGAGGAGGCAAGACUACAUGUCGUUGGUAGAAAAGGUGAGAGGAAAAAUCAGUACUUGGACGUGUAAAUUCCUCUCAUACGCUAGACGUCUUCAGUUGAUAUGUGCAGUCUUGAUGAGCAUUGUGAAUUUCUGGGCAGCGGUGUUCAGGUUGCCUAGUAAGUGUUUGAAGGAGAUUGAGAGUAUUUGUGCUUCAUUUCUCUGGUCAGGUCCGCAGUUGAAAGUUGGAGGUGCAAAAAUUGCAUGGGUGGGAACCUGUAAGCCAAAGUUGGAGGGAGGGUUGUGA